Molecule: messenger RNA, 510 nt
Organism: Entamoeba nuttalli P19
Lineage: Eukaryota; Evosea; Mastigamoebida; Endamoebidae
Exons: 2
Coding region: 1-510 (169 amino acids)
Molecular function (GO): protein-folding chaperone binding; ATPase activator activity
Source: RefSeq, a predicted model, not a curated record
AUGAUGUGUUUACCAAACAAAGACCAACACAUCUUUACGUGGCAUAAAGAAAUAAAAGCAACUACAAAUUUGAAGAUCAGUACUAAAAUGAGUGAGUGGAAUAAGAUCAGUGGAAAUUGGAGUUUUGAAGAACGAGACUUUUCAAAAUGGGGAAAAGACCGAAUGAAAGAAAUUAUUCAAGAUCCUAAAACUCCAAAGACUUGCAACUAUGAUGGUACAUUUAAAGUAACUAAAAUUGAAGGAGAUGUAUUUAUUCUUGUUUCACAUGGUCAAUUAAAAAAUAUUGUUACUUUUGAUGAAUUAAAAGUUGUUUUCGCUUCAACUACUGAAGGUCACUCUUCUGGUACUGCUAUUGUUGAGGUUGAUAAUGGUUUUGAUUAUAGAUUUAAUUAUAAAACAAAGGCUAAUGAUAAUAAAACAUUUGAAGCUGCUUUUAAAAAGAUGAUAGAAGAUAAUGUUGUUCUAUUAAAGGAAGAAUUAAAAGAAAAGUUGGUAGCAUCAGCUCAAUGA